Erythranthe guttata (spotted monkey flower) is the source of this 933-nucleotide messenger RNA. RefSeq lists its product as uncharacterized. Lineage: Eukaryota; Viridiplantae; Streptophyta; Magnoliopsida; Lamiales; Phrymaceae. The record is from RefSeq and is a predicted model, not a curated record.
UUUGAUUCCCGUGACCUUUUAACCUCUACAUGCAUAUAAAUUAUACUUAAAAAGAUCAUCUUUUUCCCAUUACUUCUCCCACCUCUUGCCCCCUUCUUUCUGCCCCCCCAAAAAGAAUACACAUCAUAUACACAAAGUACAAGUGUUGUUGUAUUAUUGUGGAGGAAGAAAAACAAGAAAUGGGGAGUUCAGAUUCAUCAUUUAUGAGGCAGAUAAUAAGUAGGAAAACAACAUCAAAGAGGUGGGGUGGUGGUGGUGGUGGUGGUGGUGGUGGGGUGGAAAUGGAGGAGGAGGAGAAUAUGAUGUAUUAUGGUGGGGGUGGUGGUAUGUUGAUGAUGAUGAAGAAGAAGAGAGUAAUGGUGGCUGUGGAUGAAAAAACACAGAGUAAACAAGCAAUGAUGUGGGCACUUACUCAUGUUACUAACAAGGGAGAUAUUCUCACUCUUCUUCACAUUCUCUCUCCUUCUUCUUCUCACAACUCUUCUUCUCCUUACCUUGCCACCUCACUCGGUUCUCUCUGCAAAGCCUCCAAACCUGAGGUUGAAGUAGAAGCACUGGUAAUCCAAGGACCAAAGUUGGCAACGGUUAUGAGUCAAGUUAAGAAGCUGGAUGUUUCUGUGCUGGUCUUAGCUCAGAAGAAUAACCCUUCUUCAUCACUUCAUUGCUUGUGUUUCAAAAGCAGCAGCACAGAAGAGUUUGUGGAGGAGUGCAUAAACAGAGUGGAAUGCUUGACAAUAGGAGUCAAGAAACAGAGCAAUGGAGUUGGUGGCUACCUUAUCAGCACCAGAUGGCACAAAAACUUCUGGCUUUUGGCUUAACAGACUCUAAAUCAAGAUUUGCUGUAGAAAUUAAUUAAUCUUUGUAUUUCUCUAUGCUUUCUGUAAUUUAUUUGCUCUCAAUGAAUAAAAAUAAAUAAAUAAAACUUAAACACCG